AUGAGUCCAAUUCAGCAGCUGCAAUCAGCCCGGGCGCUCGCGUUAGGCGACGGUAGAUAUUAUCCUACCAUUAUACCAGGCGUGCUGCCCAUCAUAAGCUUCAGUGCAGACCAGAGCCUCGAGGUGCAACGAUGGGGUGCUGAUUUCCUGGCUGAAGCUUUUGCAUCACCAGCGUGGCCAUCAGACGUGAAGGAGAACAGUGCGCCAUCAGUCCUGGCUACGCUGAAAGAUUACCUGGAGAAUGUUGACGACAAGAGCGUCGUCAAGAGCUCCGUACAAGCGGCUGCCAGUGUGUACCCGCUUGUCUACAGACAUACUGUCAACAACGCCAACAAUGCCCAAAACUGGCAGCUCAUGUCAGCUAUCAAAUCGAAUAUUUUGCGACGAAUGGACUCGGCCCCGCCGGGCGUGCGCGUGUGCUGCGUCAAGUUCCUCCAGCAGGUCGUUUUAGUACAGACACCAGGCGUGGUCGACCCAAGGCGACCUGACUACAGCGAUAUCUCGCUCGCCCUCGUACCCCGCGAUCACCCCCUCAUACCAUACGUGAGCCUCGAGGCAGAAGGGCAUGGACUGCUCGACCGAUUGUUGGACAUAAUACAUGGAGAUCACAGUGAUGGUCUGCUCGUCACAGCGACGCUGAACACACUGGGCGUGCUGAUGCACCGAAGACCAAUUGCCGCCAACAAGAUACUGACCAGCAUCUUCAAUUUCAACCCCUUGAAGCUUGCCAAUUCACCCCUGACGCCCAAGAACAAAGUCAUCAUGAAGUCGAUCGAGCGCACAACGAGAUCGCUGCUAAUGAACAUCAUGAAGAGGGACCCCCAGAAUCCCAUCAACGGGCGGAUACAGCAGUUCCUCGAACGUAUGCACCGUAUGCGUGUCGAGAUGGUUGACGAGGUCAAUCGCAAGCGACCAGCUCCCAGCGAACCGACUGACGGUCUUGAUCAAGCUAAGAGGCAGCGAGUAGCUGCAGGUGCUCCUUCUGCCGUGACUCAAGAUAACAUGCCUGUUGCACCACCAUUGCCUCCAGGUCCCGUCAGCUGGCGUCAACUGUUCACACUGAACCCCGAAGGCAGUACGGUGAACUUCGAUGUGCAAGCCUUCCGAGACCCAGAACAGCUGGUGAGGAUACUUGUACCCGUACUGCAGUCAGUGGACCAAGUUAAGCUGGGCCAUGCUAUGAACAUCGUCCGCUCUCGGUACUUGAGUCUCAGUCAAGCUACUCGUGCUGCUCAACCCGCAGCUCCUGCAGCAGAAGACGAAGAAGAGUACGAACCUGACUUCGAGCCUGAAGAUGCAGAGCAAAUCAACAACAAGCUCGACGGUCUCUCACCCACCAAUCAAGCAUUUCAACCAGGACCAUCUACAUCGCUAGCGCCGUACAAGCUUCCCGAGGCACCUCCGUUGUCAAAACAAGAAGUCCAGAAGUACGGUGACAUGACAGUAUACCGAGCGUUCGGCAUGCUCAGCAGCGUUGAUGACACACAGAAGAGCAAGGUUGCCAAGGGUGGAUUUAAUAGACUAGCAGCAAGUGAUUAUGGCCGCGACGCGUGGGUAACGAUACUCUCACGGUUAGCCACACGAGCCAGCGCUGGCCUCGAAGACCUCCAAGAAGGCAUCAAAGACGAGCACGCCGUUAGUAACUCGAAAGGAGGCUUCAGCAUCAGCGACACCGUACGAGACGGCAUGUACAACUACAUCAUCUCUGACUGGAAGAAACGCAUCGAUGUCGCUACUCUUUGGCUGAACGAAGAAUGGUACAACGAUACCAUACUCGCUCAAUCGAAGGAUGUUCCCACCAACGGCACCGUUAGUGGCGACACUUUCACGUCUGUGCUCAAUACACUAAACGGCAAUUACCAACGCUGCGCACUCCGCCUGAUUGACGGUAUCCUGCCGUACGUCGAGCACACAGAUAAGAUUAUAUUGCGCUUCCUCUCCGAGGUACCUGCUCUAAAUUACGAAAUCUUGAUCCGCUUGAAGAAGAUGGCUGAAGAUCCGGAGCGUAUCGAUCUGGCAUGUAGUGCAUUGCACUACCUCUACAUAUUCAGGCCGCCGGUCCGGGAUAUCGUUGUCAACGUGCUCACCGAGAUCUACCAGACGAACGAUCGCGCAAGACCAAGCGCGAAGAAGCUGCUGGCCAGGUGGAAGCCAGAAGUUCUGGGUGAAGAGGCUGCGCCGCCGGUCAAGGCGGAGGGUGAGCAGAUCGCAAAGGAAAGUGCGAAUGUGGUGUUGGAGGUUAAGGCCGCCUCAUAG
Macroventuria anomochaeta is the source of this 2256-nucleotide messenger RNA. RefSeq lists its product as uncharacterized. The transcript is spliced from 6 exons. The record is from RefSeq and is a predicted model, not a curated record. The coding region runs from base 1 to 2256 and encodes 751 amino acids. Gene Ontology annotation, cellular component: mRNA cleavage and polyadenylation specificity factor complex. Lineage: Eukaryota; Fungi; Ascomycota; Dothideomycetes; Pleosporales; Didymellaceae.